Molecule: messenger RNA, 1176 nt
Organism: Hyalella azteca
Lineage: Eukaryota; Metazoa; Arthropoda; Malacostraca; Amphipoda; Hyalellidae
Product: monocarboxylate transporter 13-like
Exons: 6
Coding region: 1-1176 (391 amino acids)
Source: RefSeq, a predicted model, not a curated record
AUGAUUUAUCCGGCAUCGGAAAUAGCUGCAAAUAGUCCCGAUUCCAAAAUUUGCCACAAAAAAUUUAGCAACAAAGCUUUCAAAGCUCUUGUUUCAUCUCGAGGGUACGGCACAAACGAUGAUGAAAACAAGCUCUAUAAGGGUUCUUCGUGGCAGCAAAGUCUGCUUGAUGGAAAAUGGAGUUGGGUGGCCCUCAUGAUGGCUUUUUACAUUCAAGUCAUUGUUGGCUUUUUGUCUUCAUGCUUCGGCGUAUUCUUCAGCGAAAAAAUGGCUUCGUUCUCCGCAUCAUCAUCACUGAGCAGCGGCAUUUUCACGUUGCACAUUUUCUUCUUCGACCUUGGCUCGCUAAUUUGCCCGGACAUCGCCUCCAAGCUCGGCCACAGAAGCACGACCUUCGCCGCUCUCGUCACGGCCUUCUUCUCCUUCGUCCUGCUGGCGCUCUGUGACGGCCUGGGAGUCAUCUUCGUUUCGUACGGCAUAGUACUUGCGCUGAGUGGAGGCUUUCUGUACAACGUUACCCUGCUGAUAGUGCCGAUGUACUUUGAGAAGUACAGAAGACCUGCACUUUCCUGCAUUACAGUUGCCAUGUGUGCCUCGGGUGCGAUCUCCCCGCACCUCGUGCGAUACCUCAUAGACUUUUACGGCUACUCGGGAGGCUUGCUGCUCUACGGUGCCUGCUUCCUGCAGGCCUGCGUGCUCGUCGUCCUAUUUUCAGCUCAAUGCUUAGGGAACAGUGCCAUGAUGGGCACAUUAGUUCGCAUUGUAGUCACCCUGACAGUGAACCAUCAACGCUUCCCAAGAAAAGCUGCGUUAUGCGUUGCCUCAAUAAUCGCUGGGGUCUUAGACAUAGGGUUCAUUUUCUCUCACGGGGACGAGCACGUAUUGACAGCCCUCAGCGUCGUGCACGGUUUGGGGGUCGGCAUGUUCUCUAGCAUUUUCUAUGCCAUCCUUAUUGACAUCGUCGGACUGGAACUUUAUCCUCAAUGCCUUGCUGUCUUAGCAAUUGUCCUGCUCGUGACAGACACUUCAAUGUCUCCAAUUUUAGGUGUGAUCCGGGACUUCAGCGGCUCCUAUUCGGCGGUUCUAAGUACCUGCGCUGCGCUGAAAUUCUCUGCCGCAAUUUUACUAGUCAUCCUCUUCGUCAGAAUGAAGAAAUCGCUCAACUCUAAUAACUGA